GGGUAUGGAAACAUUACGAGAUUGGAAUCAACACCUUCCUUCUCGUCUUCCCCAAGACCUUCGACUUGAGCCUUGGCCGACGCCGCGAAGGGAUUCUGUUGGUUGGGGAUCGCUCAACGCUUAGUAGCCCUAGCACUAGCCCUGGUGGAUGAACUGGCGGUUGGGAAGCUCGUGAAAUUUUGGAGAUGCCCCAAGCCAGGUUGAUUCCGGCGAGGCCCUGGAAACUGGUGAGAAGCAAGAAGGCUGAAGUGGUGGUGACUCAAGAAUUCUCCCUUUGGGCGAUUCAACCGCAGCUCAGGUUUGGCCCUUCCAUGGAAUUCGUCCGCCUGCAUCGUCAAAGCUGCCAGAUGCUGUUGGAUCACAUCGAGGAUGAUGCGUGGUGGGACGCGAUGACGCGCCUUGCUAUGUGCCGGCAGGAUUGCCGGAUUCACUACAACAUCGCGGACAAGUUUUACGAGGACCCCAAGGACAAGUGGGCCGAGCAAAUGAGCGAUCUCACCUGGGCUGCUGCCAGCCCUAAGGCGACCCUCCAGCCGCAGUUGAAGCAGCACCGUCUGAAAGCGGCCUACGUUUGUGCCGACACCUCCAUCACAUCGCAAAGGACCACUUCACCAGCCGCCAGAUCGAGAGGACUUGGAUUCGGAAGCCUCAGCCAUGCUGAAGCCUGA
Messenger RNA from Effrenium voratum, 668 nucleotides. The record is from the annotation of a GenBank genome assembly. NCBI's taxonomy places the organism in Eukaryota, Dinophyceae, Suessiales, Symbiodiniaceae.